AUGGCGGGCACAAGGUUCGCGUAUGUGCGCAACUUUGAGCUGCCAGACAGCGUGAUUCCGGACACAUACCUCGUCGUACGCAUCGACGGCAAAGGGUUCCACAAGUUUUCCAAGGCGCACUCGUUUGCCAAACCCAACGACCCGCUCGCUCUCGAGCUCAUGAACCAAGCCGCCCGCUAUGUCAUGGCUUCCUUGAAAGGACAUGUUGCGCUGGCAUUUGGCGAGAGCGACGAAUACAGCUUCCUACUUCGCAAAUCCACAACACUCUACAGUCGACGCAACAGCAAGAUCACGACGCACAUCGUGUCGCUCUUCACCGCAGCAUACGUGUUCAACUGGACUCACUUUUUCCCAAAUCGCCCGCUGCUGCAUCCGCCGAGCUUCGAUGGCCGCAUGGUGGUCUAUCCGAACGAGAGGGUGGUCAGGGACUACUUCAGUUGGAGACAGGCAGACACGCAUAUCAACAAUCUGUACAAUACGGCCUUUUGGGCGCUCGUGCUCAACGGUGGGCGUACAGAACAGGAGGCGACCAAGGAGCUGGAGGGGACUGUAGCGGCGGAUAAGCACGAGAUUCUGCAUACCAAGUUCGGGAUCAAUUACGAUCAGCUCGAGCCGAUGUAUCGUAAAGGCACUACGCUCGUAUGGGCACCUUCUUCCUUACCGUCUACCUCGCACCUGGAUGAGGGGGCGCCAGAAGCAACGAGCAGCACACCCGACGCGGACGCUGCGGCAGCAGAAGACGACGCUCCUCUCCUCGCCAAUCCAAAAGACGAAAAGCUGCGUCUCAAGCUCUCCCGCAAAGGCGCUGCCAAACAAGCACGCAAGCAGGAAAAGAAGGACAAGAAGGCGAUGCUGUCGGUACUGCGCACACUGCACUGCGAUAUCAUCGGCGACGACUUCUGGCAUCCCGCCGCCCAGCCAUCUCCACCACCGUCCUCAACAGCAGCAACACCAGCAUCAGCACCAACACAGCCAAUAGACUCCCCCUCAACCAGCAGCGGCGACGCGGACAACAUCAGCAGCUCACAACCGUGGAACGAUCCUUCACGACUCAACGGUGCCGGAUUGGGCAUCUCUAUAUUUCUAGAUUGA
Sporisorium graminicola is the source of this 1092-nucleotide messenger RNA. RefSeq lists its product as uncharacterized. NCBI's taxonomy places the organism in Eukaryota, Fungi, Basidiomycota, Ustilaginomycetes, Ustilaginales, Ustilaginaceae. The transcript has a single exon. The record is from RefSeq and is a predicted model, not a curated record. Bases 1 to 1092 code for a protein of 363 amino acids. Gene Ontology annotation, molecular function: magnesium ion binding; tRNA guanylyltransferase activity. Gene Ontology annotation, biological process: tRNA modification.